Messenger RNA from Pygocentrus nattereri (red-bellied piranha), 1072 nucleotides. RefSeq names its product mitochondrial translational initiation factor 3 (gene mtif3). The record is from RefSeq and is a predicted model, not a curated record. The coding region runs from base 172 to 1038 and encodes 288 amino acids. Gene Ontology annotation, molecular function: ribosome binding; translation initiation factor activity. The transcript is spliced from 4 exons. Gene Ontology annotation, biological process: mitochondrial translational initiation; ribosome disassembly. Gene Ontology annotation, cellular component: mitochondrion. NCBI's taxonomy places the organism in Eukaryota, Metazoa, Chordata, Actinopteri, Characiformes, Serrasalmidae.
CAUUUUUCCGCUGCAGGCCUGAAAAGGCCCCCGUGGUCGAUGUUUCGUGUUGUUUUAUGUCUGUAAAGUCGUUUAUUGUUUGUUUUCAGGGGUCGUUAUUCUCAGGCAGCGGACAGCAGGUUAUUAUUAAUACACCCCGCUCGUCCGUGUGUGGGGCUUUUAACUCCCACAAUGACUCUUGGUUGUCUCAGGUUGGUUUUGUGUCAUGCAGCAAGGGGUGCUUGCCAUCCUGUUCGCUCUACCAGCCCAGUUACUCUUCUCCUUCCACAUAAACCCCAACCCUGCAAGCCCCUGAGUGCCUACCUGGGCAUGACUGUCCAGCAGUGGAACCCAUUCUCCACAGCAGUGGGGGGCAGUGAGGAAACCGAAGAGAGUGAACCCCAAAAGAAGAAGAAGAAACAAGACCCCAAAGCUCGAGUCACCAUCGGUAGUGUUGGCAGGAAGAUUCACCAGCGCCACCUACAGCUGCUGGGCGAGGACGGCGGGGAUUUGGGCGUGAUGCACCGGGCAGAUGCUUUGAGGCUGAUGGAUGAAAAAGGACUGAAAAUGGUCCCUAUAAACGAACACUCUGACCCUCCGGUGUUCCGGCUAAUGAGCGGCAAACAGAUACACGAAGAGCAGAUGAAACUGAGGGAGAAACAGAAAGCCAAGGCAGCAGGCUCUGUUCAGGUGAAGGAACUGACCAUGUCCUCAGACAUUGCCCCGCACGACCUGGACACCAAACUGAGGCAAGUGGCACACUGGCUGGACAAGAAACAUCACAUCAGGCUGACUCUGAAGGCUGGAGGAGGCAGCAGCAGUGAUACAGCUUUGGAUACACUUCUGGACCAAAUGGUGGAGAAGAUGUCAGUGCCUGUGGGUUUUGUGUCAAAAACCAGAAUUAUACGUGAGGGACGAGCCGCCAUGUGCAUCCUGCGUCCUCCGUCUGGCAAAGAACUGCAAAAACAAGGAGCAAAAACCUCCAAGCCAGAACCUGGCCCACAGAAACCAGCGUCUACCUCCCAGCCUGACCGGUCAGAAGACUCACAGCAGCAGUGAAAUCAUGACAUAAUAAAACAGAUCUUCAUACAGA